AUGGACACUUUUGACAUCCACUGGCGCGAUCACAAAGGUGCCGAAAUGGAACCAACCGCAACCGCUACCAUCUUUACCCUCGACGAUCUUAUCCGCAAGGAAACCGAACUCGCGGAUAUGCUUCGCACCACCAUAAGCGCAUCCUCCACACCACAAUAUAACCCUACUAACACCACUGAUGAGCCGGUGGAUGCCACAUCCAUCAGAAACCCUGCCCUAACACCACCGCAUAUGUCCGAAGGCUCAUCACCACCAUACCCUGCUGAGGAUACCAUGAAUGUACAACUCCGCAACCUUUGA
This is a messenger RNA of Necator americanus (New World hookworm), 300 nucleotides long. RefSeq lists its product as uncharacterized. The coding region runs from base 1 to 300 and encodes 99 amino acids. The transcript has a single exon. The record is from RefSeq and is a predicted model, not a curated record. Lineage: Eukaryota; Metazoa; Nematoda; Chromadorea; Rhabditida; Ancylostomatidae.